AUGGAUCGGCUCCGUCGAAUCAAGAAGCGGCUGCUUGAGAACAGCUUUGAUAACCUGGUGUGGCUCGUUAUGGUCGGGCCCAGCCUGGUUGGAUAUCAGAUCUCCAGGAAAAAGAUAUUCGUCCCUUUCUGGAUCAUCCACCUAUCGCUGCUGGCCUACGUGUACGGCGCGGGCACCGUGGUGUAUCAGGCGACGCACGCGCAGGGGGCCAGCGACUUCAUCAAGAGCUACGUUAACGUCUCCCUCUUCGUACUUGUAGCGAACAACAGUUACUGGUGGAUAAAGGAAAGAGAUCUACUAAGAAGUGUACUGAAAAAAGCUAAAGAGAGUGACACUAAAACCAUACAAGCUGGGCUAUUCGUCGAGAAGUACGAGCGCUCGUUGUCAUUAAUCAAGCGUAUUUUGCUCAUUUUCUACACCGUCAAUACAAUCAACGAGUUUACAACAUAUUUGCCCAGACGGGCUGACAUGAACGCAGACACCUUCUCAAUGGCACCUUGUGUUGGGAUUGAACCACUGACGUCAUUUCCACAACGCGAAAUCUGCAUAGCACUGAUAUCAAUUCAAGAAAUAACCAUUCUCAACACUACGCACAGUUUCCAAACAGUGAUGCUUCUUCUCUUAGCGCAUACUUCUGUCAUGUAUCGAUUGCUCUCCGAUGAAAUCACGACGUUCAGUACGCUGCUUACCGAUCCAAGAAACUACGAUUUUGUGAAAGAAAGGCUGCCCGUCAUUAUAUAUCGUCACGUUCUUAUUUUGGAUAUAACAAAAGACCUUAGAGCUUUAUACAGUAUACCGAUGGGGAUUAAUUUCGGUUCGAAUGCGGUGUGCAUGUGCUUUUUCUUCUUCUUGGAACCUGCAGAAUAUUUAAGUUUUAUGCCGAUAGUCGUGUAUUGCUUCAUUGUAUUUUCUUUGUACUGUUUUCUUGGGCAGCGGCUUACGGAUGGCGCAGAGAUGUUCUCUCAGGCACUGUACAACAGUGGUUGGGAGAUGAUGCAUACAAAGGAACGGAGGGCAAUUGUCUUUAUGCUGCUACAGUCCCAGAAAGAGGUCGAUUUACUUGCAGCUGAUUUAAUCCCAGUCAACAUGAGUACUUUUGCUACCACGUGCAAGGCCAUAUAUCAAUUUGCAACUGUUUUUAAAUUGUAAAGAAACUAG
This is a messenger RNA of Cydia fagiglandana, 1158 nucleotides long. RefSeq lists its product as uncharacterized. Gene Ontology annotation, molecular function: odorant binding; olfactory receptor activity. The transcript is spliced from 4 exons. Lineage: Eukaryota; Metazoa; Arthropoda; Insecta; Lepidoptera; Tortricidae. Gene Ontology annotation, cellular component: plasma membrane. The coding region runs from base 1 to 1149 and encodes 382 amino acids. Gene Ontology annotation, biological process: sensory perception of smell; detection of chemical stimulus involved in sensory perception of smell. The record is from RefSeq and is a predicted model, not a curated record.